UCUGGAUUAGGUUUGAGGAAGUUCCCUGGUACAAGUAGUAUAGAUGUGUCUUAAAACAAAGUUAGGAACUAGGCAUGUCCAAGUGUUAUUUUUAUUUUUAGCACUAGCAAUAUGUUUUUCAAUGAGAGUCAACAUGAGUAUGGCUAUUGUUGCUAUGAUAGAAGGUGAUAUCGAUGGAUCAUUUGAUUGGGAUAUGCAAAUUCAGAGCUACGUCUUAACUUCUUUCCUCUGGGGAUACAUAGUACUACAGAUCCCUAGUGGCGCACUCGAAGCUAAAUAUGGGGCCAAACUGCUCCUUAUUUUAUGUAUAGUUGUAAACUCAGCAGUCUCUCUAACGAUACCCGCCAUGGCAUAUAAGGCAAGGUGGACAGGACUCUGUUUCUGCCGUGUUAUACAAGGUCUCGCUCAAGGCUGCUUAUUUCCCUCAACACACAGUCUAGUCAGCAGGUGGAUCCCUAUCCAUGAAAUGGGAUUACUAGGCUCUGUGGUAUAUGGUGGAACGUUUCUGGGCACAAGCAUACAGUUAUUGGUAUCUGGUUUUAUUAUACAACAUUGGGGUUGGCCCACAAUUUUUUACGUCAACGGAACCUGUGGGACUAUUUGGUUCGUAUUCUAUAUGUAUUUUGGAUCAGACAGUCCUCAGAAAUCUAAUCUUAUAAGUACUGAAGAAAAACAUUACAUUCUAUCGUCAAUGCAAGUCUUUGAGGAGUCAAAGCUGAAGAAUACUCCUUGGAAGCAGAUAAUGUUAAGUUGCCCUUUCUACGCGCUACUGACGUCACACUGCGGUCAUAACUGGGGGUUCUGGACGCUCAUCACAGAGUUACCGACGUACAUGAACGAUGUUUUAGGCGUACAUAUUUCACAGAAUGGUCUUUUACUAGCGAUCCCCUAUAUGACGCUAUAUGUCUUGAGUUUUCCAUUCGGAUUCCUGACGGACCUUGCAAUGAAGCACAACUGGUGCAGCAUCACCACUUGUAGAAAGACAUGCAAUUCUAUUGGUGAGUUUGGUCCUGCAAUAAUGCUUAUAGUAUUAUGUCAGUUACCUCCUGGUCAGGUCACGUUGACUGUUGCUAUGUUGUCAGGCGUGGUUGGACUCAGCGCUGGACAUCUGACCGGUAUAUGGACAGAUCCAAAACAGUGGCAUACUGUGUUCUAUAUAUCAUCGGCUAUAUACUUCGUGACCAACUUGGUGUAUAUCAUAUUCGGGAGCAGCGAGGUGCAACCUUGGAACGACCCUGACUACAUGGCCACUCCGACAACCCCACAAAGUAACUAA
Molecule: messenger RNA, 1276 nt
Organism: Spodoptera littoralis (African cotton leafworm)
Lineage: Eukaryota; Metazoa; Arthropoda; Insecta; Lepidoptera; Noctuidae
Source: the annotation of a GenBank genome assembly